GUAAAGCCGCAGCGCAGGUCUCUCUCGGUCUCACCAACCCCAUCACCCGCUGCCACCGCCCAUUCGGACCCCUUCGUUUUCCCCUCCUCGCCUUAUCCCUUGCCGUGGGGUAAACUAGUCCUCUUUCGAGCCUACCACGACGCGACAACAACAAGUAAACCAGUGACCAUCAUCAUCAUGGCUCCCAUCAGGGUGGUUUUGCUCGACAUUGAGGGCACCGUCUGUCCCAUCUCAUUUGUCAAGGACGUUCUUUUCCCCUACGCCCUUGAAGCGCUCCCAGGCACCUUGAAGGCCAAGUGGGACUCUCCCGAGUUCGCCCCUUACCGUGCCGCCUUCCCCGCGGAGCAUGCCGGCUCACAAGAGUCCCUCGCGGCGCACGUCCGCGAUCUUAUGAGCAAGGAUCUUAAAAUCUCGUACCUUAAGAGCCUCCAGGGCUACCUGUGGGAGACAGGCUACCGCAACGGCGAGCUCAAGGCUCCCCUGUUUCUCGACGUGGCGCCCCAGUUGGCCCGUUGGCGGGAGCACGGAGGUGUCAAAGUCAUGAUCUACUCAUCCGGCUCUGUGCCGGCGCAGAAGCUUCUGUUUGGACACACCAACGGUGAGCCGUCUGACAUCCUGCCCUGGCUGUCGGAUUUCUUUGAUACGGUCAACGCGGGCCCGAAGCAGGAGAAGGCUAGUUACGAGAAGAUUGCGGCCAAGCACCAGGAGUAUCCCAUCGGCGAGUGGCUGUUCCUCAGCGAUAAUGUCAAGGAGGUUGAGGCGGCAAAGCAAGCUGGCAUGCAGAGCUAUAUUGUUGAUAGGCCUGGCAACGCGGAGUUGCCCGAGGAAGCAAGGAAACAACAUAGGGUUAUCAAGAGCUUUGAGGAGAUUGGUGAUCUAUGAGCUGUGAGGGCAGGCAUGGGUAGCCACAUAGUGGUGGAAAGACAGUAGAAAAUAAAAAACCAAAAAAAAAAUUCAAAGAAUUCAAAAUAAAAAGCAAGCGUCCAUAUCAAAUUCGCUGAUCUUUGUAUAUAUUAUGUCAAUGCCAUGGUACCAACCUCACCAACCUCACCAACCUCCCAACUCACCAUCGAAAAUGCAAGAAGCAAAGAGGUUCUGGUAAGAGCUACAAUCCAUCAAUUAAUCAAACAU
Molecule: messenger RNA, 1131 nt
Organism: Neurospora hispaniola
Lineage: Eukaryota; Fungi; Ascomycota; Sordariomycetes; Sordariales; Sordariaceae
Product: enolase-phosphatase E1
Exons: 3
Coding region: 178-882 (234 amino acids)
Molecular function (GO): magnesium ion binding; acireductone synthase activity
Source: RefSeq, a predicted model, not a curated record